AUGGAUAAAUUAGUGCCUAUUGUUAAUAAAUUACAAAAUGUACUUUCGUCAUUUAUCAGUAGUGAAACAUUAAGCCUUCCACAUAUAGCAGUAAUAGGAGCACAGUCUGUUGGCAAAACAUCUUUGUUAGAAUCACUUGUUGGUUUAAGUUUUAUGCCAAAGGGGGAAGGUAUAGCUACAAGAACACCAAUAAUAAUACAACUAACUAAUUCCAAAACAGAAGAAUGUUAUUGUACAUUGACAUAUUAUGAUUGUGAAAGUAAUAGAGUAGAAAAACAUAUAGAUGAUUUUUCUAUUUUAAAUAAUAUGUUAAUAGAAGUAACCGAUGAAAUAACAGGAGGAAAUAAAUGCAUAAAAGAGACUCCUAUAAUUAUAGAAAUUCAUAAAAAUGAUGUAUUAGAUUUAACAUUAAUUGAUUUACCUGGUUUAACAAAAGUACCAGUUGGAAAUCAACCACAUAAUGUAGAAGAGCAAAUUGGAUGCUUAGUUAAUAAAUAUAUUAAAAACCCUAAUUGUAUAAUUUUAGCUGUUUCUUCAGCUAAUAUUGAUUUAGCUAAUUCUGAUAGUUUAAAAAUGGCUAGAAAUGUAGAUCCAAAACACGAAAGGACUAUAGGUGUAAUAACAAAGUGUGAUGUUGUGGAAAAAUCCGAAAUAUGGAAAAAAAUGAUUAGUGGGACUUUAUAUCCAUUAAAAAAAGGUUUUGUAGCUGUAGUUUGUAGAAGUCAAAAAGAUAUUGAUGAUAAUGUUAGCAUUGAUGAAUCAUUGAGAAAAGAAGAAGAAUAUUUUAAUCAAUACAUCGAUUUUUCGAACCAAAAUGAAUGUAUUAUGGAGUGUGGGAUAAAAAAUUUAGCAAAAAAAUUAAAUAAUAUACUUAUUGAACAUAUAAAAAAUACUGUACCAUAUUUAAAACCCAAAAUAGACGCAUUAAAAAGUAUUGAAGAAGAAAAAUUAUUAGAGCUAGGUGAACCAAUGGAUAAUAUGAACCGCUCAGAAUAUUUAGCAGUUCUUGUUAAUUAUAUUACAAAAUUUUCUCAACAAUAUCAAGAUAUAAUAGAUGGAAAAGUAUUUUAUAAAGAUCGUGUAGAUGAAUUAAAAGGGGGUGCAAGAAUUCAUUAUAUAUUUAAUGACUGGUAUAUUAAAGCAUUAAAUGAUUUUUCCCCAUUGGAAUUAUUAAGUGAUGAAGAAAUACGAAUAGCUAUUAGAAAUUCAAGUGGGCCAAGAGGUGCAUUGUUUGUACCAGAAAGCGCAUUUGAAACGUUAAUAAAAAAAUUAAUAAAUUGUUUAAAGGAGCCAUCACUUCGUUGUGCAGAUCAAGUUUAUGAAGAACUUAUUAAAAUUGUUGAUAACUGUAAAAUAAAUGAUAUGGAAAGAUUUACAAACUUAAAAAGCGCAAUAAAUGAACAAGUGAAAAUUUUAUUAAAAGAUUGCUUACAACCAACAAAGGAAAUGAUCAAAAAUCUUAUGUUAAUCGAGUUAUCUUAUAUUAAUACAAGUCAUCCUGAUUUUUUGAAUGAACAUUUUAUGAAAAAUGUAUAUGACAAAGAUAAUGAAUAUGUCGAAGAUUUGGAACCUGUUGUUAAAAUGCACAGUAACAACAAUAAAAUGCCACACCAUAAAAGGGAUUAUCACGAAAAUUAUAUGAGCUCGAACGGAGUUCAUAAUAAUGGGUAUAUACAAUCACAUCAUCAAAUGCAUGAUGGUAUGCAUGGAACAGUGAAUGAUAAAAUGAACAAUAAUACAGGAACGAAUAUGAGCAAUACCAAUCAUGCAACUAUUAAUCAUGAUGGUACAUAUAAAGAAGACAAUAAAAUCUGGAAAAAUAAAGAAGAUUAUAAAUCACAUAAAAAUAAAAAUGGUACAAAAAUAGCUAAUUUAAAUAAUAGAGAAAAUGUUUUUGUUUUACCAGUUAUCCCUGAAAAAAUAAUACCAGAGUGUUCAUCUUCUUCUAAAGAGAUUAUUGAAAUUGAUUUAAUCAAAUCAUUAAUUAAUAAUUAUUUUAACAUUGUAAGGAAACAUAUAGCUGAUGCUGUACCCAAAGCUAUAAUGCAUUUUAUGGUUAAUACAUCGAGAAAAACAAUGCAAAAAGUUUUAAUUUCAAAUUUACAUAACAGUGAGCUUCUUAACCUUUUUAAUGAAUGCUCUUCUAUCAAAGUAAAAAGAAACAAUUGCAAAAAAAAUUUGGAAGCCUUAAAUCAAGCUAUUAAAAUGUUGGCAGAAAUUAGGAACCAAGACAUUUAG
Molecule: messenger RNA, 2238 nt
Organism: Plasmodium vinckei vinckei
Lineage: Eukaryota; Apicomplexa; Aconoidasida; Haemosporida; Plasmodiidae
Product: dynamin-like protein, putative
Exons: 1
Coding region: 1-2238 (745 amino acids)
Cellular component (GO): membrane; microtubule; cytoplasm
Molecular function (GO): microtubule binding; GTP binding; GTPase activity
Source: RefSeq, a predicted model, not a curated record